UAAUUUUGGGGCGAGCUUUUUUUAGCUUGACGUAAAGGUGCUGUCGUCAGUCUGCAGCAUCAGGAAGAAAAAAAAAAUAACGGGCUUGAUAAACACGCUCAUCCCGAGGAUUAUAAUCCUAGCGGAAGAUGGUGGCAAAGCAGAGGAUCCGCAUGGCCAACGAGAAACACAGCAAAAACAUCACGCAGAGAGGAAACGUGGCCAAGACGCUGCGACCACAAGAGGAGAAGUAUCCUGUGGGCCCCUGGUUACUCGCCCUGUUUGUAUUUGUUGUGUGUGGAUCAGCCAUAUUUCAGAUUAUUCAAAGCAUCCGCAUGGGAAUGUGAUCCAGAAUCGAACCCCCGACCCGUGUCCCACAUCUGUCCUGCACUCACCUCGCCUGCUCACCCUGUACCCCCUACCACAGGC
Cynoglossus semilaevis (tongue sole) is the source of this 408-nucleotide messenger RNA. RefSeq names its product stress-associated endoplasmic reticulum protein family member 2 (gene serp2). The transcript has 3 exons. Gene Ontology annotation, cellular component: endoplasmic reticulum. The record is from RefSeq and is a predicted model, not a curated record. Bases 129 to 326 code for a protein of 65 amino acids. Gene Ontology annotation, biological process: endoplasmic reticulum unfolded protein response. Lineage: Eukaryota; Metazoa; Chordata; Actinopteri; Pleuronectiformes; Cynoglossidae.